UCACGCCCCAGGGCGGGAGAGCACUCUGGACUCUCCAGGUCUGCGCGGUGCGACAGAGGGCGGGGCCUGGAACCUGCGCUGGCCGGGAGCGGUGGCCGAGCCCUGCAGGUGAUUCCUGAGCUGCAAGAUAAGGUCUUUUAAGACUUUUGUCUUCCAACUUUCCCUGUUCUGGCUUCAUAGUUUCUGUACUUUCCCAAGAGCAGCAGAAAAUGAACAAGUAUCAGGGACCAGUAACGUUCAAGGAUGUUAUUGUGGAAUUCAGCCGGGAAGAGUGGCAGUUACUGAGCGCUGCUCAGAGGACCCUAUACAGGGAAGUGAUGCAAGAGAACUAUGGCCUCCUAAUCUCAGUGGGUUACCGUGUGAAAAAGCCGAAUGCAGUCUUCAAGCUGAAACAAGGAAAAGAACCGUGGAUACUGGAAGUAGAAUUUCCACAUCGGAAUUAUCCGGAAGACCUCUGGAAAAUUCAUGACCUAGGAGCGAAAUACCAGGAAAGCCGAGCUGAAAAUUCAAGGAAUGGAGAACUCACAAAACACCAGCAAACUCAAGCCAGAGAGAAAAUCCAUAAAUGCAAUGAAUGUGGAAAGUCCUUCUGCCAGAAGUCUGUUCUCGUAAUACAUCAGCAUAUUCAUUCAAAGGACAAACCCAGGGAAUGUGGAGAAUCUGGCUCUAGAAAUGGAGACCGCACAGUACAACAGAAAGCCCACACCAGAGAGAAAACCUAUGAAUGUAAAGAAUGUAAGAAAACUUUCUAUCACCUGUCAUCUCUUAGUAGACAUUUGAGGACUCACGCAGGGGAGAAACCCUACGAAUGUAAUCAGUGUGAGAAAUCCUUCUACCAGAAGCCACACCUUGUAGAACAUCAGAAAACACACACAGGAGAGAAACCCUUUGAGUGUAGUGAAUGUGGGAAGUUCUUCUAUGUUAAGGCAUACCUCAUGGUACAUCAGAAAACACACACAGGGGAGAAACCGUAUGAAUGUAAGGAAUGUAGGAAAUCCUUUUCCCAGAAAUCACACCUCACAGUACAUCAGAGAACACAUACAGGGGAGAAACCUUAUAAAUGUAAGGAAUGUGGGAAAUUCUUUUCUAGAAAUUCACACCUCAAAACUCAUCAGAGAACUCACACAGGAGAGAAACCCUAUGAAUGUAAGGAAUGUGGGAAAUGCUUCUACCAGAAGUCAGCUCUCACAGUACAUCAGCGAACUCACACAGGGGAGAAACCCUUUGAAUGUAAUAAAUGUGGAAAAAACUUUUACUAUAAAUCAGACCUCACUAAACAUCAGAGAAAACACACAGGGGAGAAGCCCUAUGAAUGUCAUGAAUGUGGUAAAUCUUUCUCUGUGAAUUCAGUCCUCAGAUUACAUCAAAGGACGCACACAGGAGAGAAACCCUAUGAAUGUAAGGAAUGUGGGAAAUCCUUCUCUCAGAAGUCACAUUUUAUCAUACAUCAGAGAAAACACACAGGGGAGAAACCCUAUGAAUGUCAGGAGUGUAGGAAAACUUUUAUUCAGAAAUCAAAACUUACUGCACAUCAGAAGACACACACAGGAGAAAAAACCUUUGAAUGUGGUGAAUGUGGGAAAACAUUCUGGGAGAAGUCAAACCUCACUCAACAUCAAAGAACACACACAGGAGAGAAACCCUAUGAAUGUACAGAAUGUGGGAAAUCCUUUUGUCAGAAACCACACCUUACCAACCAUCAGCGAACACAUACAGGAGAAAAACCCUAUGAAUGUAAGCAAUGUGGAAAAACGUUCUGUGUAAAGUCAAACCUCACGGAACAUCAGAGAACACACACAGGGGAGAAACCAUACGAAUGUAAUACAUGUGGGAAAUCCUUCUGCCACAGGUCAGCCCUAACUGUCCAUCAGAGAACACACACAGGAGAGAAACCCUUUAUGUGUAACGAAUGUGGGAAGUCCUUCUGUGUGAAGUCAAACCUCAUUGUUCAUCAAAGAACUCACACAGGGGAGAAACCCUAUAAAUGUAACGAGUGUGGGAAAACCUUCUGUGAAAAAUCAGCUCUCACUAAACAUCAGAGAACUCACACAGGAGAGAAGCCCUAUGAGUGUGAUGGAUGUGGGAAAACCUUCAGUCAGAGGUCGGUACUCACAAAACAUCAGAGAAUUCACACAAGGGUGAAAGCUCUCUCAACAUCCUGAUGUCCAGAAGCCUUCACGUGCCCUCUCAAAUUCUUACACCAUUUUUAAAAAUGAGAUGAAUGAAGCCCAAAGAAUGCCUCACGUUACUAGAAAGCGAUGUCUUAUCGUAUUUCAGAUAAUUAAUACUAGCAUAAAACUUUACUGAUAUUUUGAAUAUGUGAAAGCUCUCCAGAAAAACUGAAACUUUUCAUCAGAAAAUUUAUAUUGAGGGGAAAUUUAUUCACUUAAAGAAUGUGGUAGAAAUCUUUGUCUAGAAUUUAUUGUGUCAUAUUCCAGAUGUGAUACCAAAUUUUAUUGUAAAUAUAGUGGAUGGUAUUCAUUCAUACCCAUAUUCACAGUGGAAUCUGAAGCUUAAAAAAAGUUGAAUCGCAACAACAUUAAACAUUUAUGAAGAGUCCCUGAUGUUUGAAGGCCUGAUGUGGGUAUAGUAAUAUAGCAGAAGUUAGAGGUAUGCUUGAUUUGCAUAUUGGAGUCCAACAUACUUGUGAAGAGAAAAUAUCCCUUAAUUAAAUAGCUGUUAUGGUCUAUAUUUAUAUCACCCACACUAAAUACCACCAGUGUCUUUAUAGGUUGAUAUAAUUAUAUAUGUAUAUAUAUGUAUAUGUAAAUAUAUUUAUACACAUGUACGCAGUGGUGUGUUAGAGUAAGCUCACACUGGCUUGCAGCUGCCGAUGGUUAAAUUUUCGGGAAUUUUGUGAGCCAGUUGUUAAACAUAGUUAUUAUUUAAAAAUUAAAUUAUAUUAAAAAGGUAAUAAAUACACUCAUCACUUCUUAAUUACUUUAUAACAUUUUGCUCUUUGUUCUUUAGGUCACUUAUAUUAUCAAGUCACAUGGUAAAAAUACCACCUAAUGUGCUACUGCACAUCUCUUCCCACCUCUGCACUCAGUGUCGUACUUCUGGUAGCUUGGCUUUAGUGGGAGCAUUUAUGCCCUGGAAAUUGGCAAACUCUACAAACCGGGGUUUUUAUUUUCUCAGAGAACCUGUUGUCAAAUACUUACCAGCACACCACUGUGUAUAUAUGAAAAUAUAUCUGGACAAUUUAAAGUAUAAACUACAUACCCCCUCUCCCAUUUCCUGACAUAAACAAAUAGCUAUGGCCAUUAUUGCUGAACUGCCUCUUCAGUAAAGAACCCCAAAUUUGUUUUUGUGAGGUUUCUUAACUACCUCUGCACCAGUCUUAAUUGUAAAUACUACCUGAGUCUCUUUAUCGUUUGGCUGGUAUAUGUUAUUUUACAACCACAUCACCAACCUUCCCUCUGAUGUUGCUGGCAAAUAGGAAUUAGUAUGGCCAUUGUUACUGAUCUACUACUACUUCCCAAAGAAGCCAAAUAAUAUUUUUCUGAGGUUUUUCAGCUGCCUCUGGGUCAGUCCUAUAGUGUUGUAAGUGCUGUUAAUAACGGGGUUUAAAUGAAUUUUGCAAAGGUUAACAUCAUUUAUGAACAGGAAUACUCACUGCACUCCACAAAUAAAAAAUAGUGGUAUGUACUCGAAUGCCACUUUCUUACUCUUGGUAUUUCAUUGUUGUAUCUAUUUAGGCAUGAUCUGUUGUAUGUGCCCCAGGAACUAUGUAUUCGUAUUUAAAAUAAUAGGGUGUCAUACACUGUCCCUGCCUCCUUUGUCCUACUGUUUUCCCACACCUCCUUGGAACACACUGAUGAGCAGUUCCAAGAGACAUUGCCCACCCACUACUCUGCUUCUUACUUGCUGGGCUCUGUUUUGUCUCUCUUUCCAUUCUUCCCCCAGAUGAUUUAGGAGUAAAUACAGAUUAAUCUAAGUUAAUCGUGGAGAUGCUAUUCUAGUGAUUCUGUUGAGAUGUUUGGAAAAUAUUCUGCAGUACUUCUGGGAAAGAUCUCAGUGAUAAACUAUUGUAACAUGAGAAGACACAAGUAGAGAUUGUCUCUCUUAUGCUGGACUUUUUCAUGUAUGUAUGUUAUACCAAAUUAUAGCUUGUGGCCCUGAAGGGCAAUAGCUUGAAGAUAACAGUAGACAAAAUGGGAAAAGCCUGGCUCAGACGUCACUGAGCUGCACAACUCCAUCUGGACCUGUUCUUGGCUAGGACUUUCUGUUACUGUGGUAAUAAUAGUUGCUUAUUUAUCCUUAAGGCUAUCUGUUACUUCUAGCUGAAGGCAUUCCAGCUGGUACAGACGAGUACUUAGUUCUAAGUAUUCAUGUUCUAUACAGUGAUUUGGGGGAAGAAUGACUUCUUUUGACAAGUUAAUACGAGGAUAGCUUUUGUAUCAGCCCUGCUUCUAAUGAAAAACAGAAUUCUACCCCAACCAAGAGGAUUGUAAUGGUAGACGUAUUACAGUGGUGUGGGCCAGAAACAAGGGAUACUGAAGCACCUAGAGACUAGCAUCACCCAGAAGCCGUGACCAUUCUAAGUCAUAAAGGGGCAAAGGAUGGAAAGAAACUAGUGUCACCAGAGCCCAAUAAGAGCUGCUCUCAUGGAGGAGAGACCAUCUCCGAGGGGAUAUUGUCCCCACCAGCAUUGUGGCACUGAAUUGCUGGUGCCUCCCUUUGGAGAACCCCACCAGAUGCGAUCUGCAGGUUAGCCCAGGUGGGCACAGAGAAAGCGGAGAGAAGGUCUAGGUGGAGCCAAUGGAUAAUAAGCAGCACGGUGUUUUUUUUUAUUUCUGUAAACUCCUAUGUAAAGUCUCAGUAUUAGAAAUAAACUUAUUCUACUAGUUGAAAGUUAAGUAUUUCUACUUCAUUGUGCUUUUGUAUUGUCACAAGUAAAUUCCUUUUGGAAGUGAGCACUGUGGCAGGUAUGUCUGUUGACAUGCAUGAAGCAGACAUUAUGUUAAAUGACAUUUUUCAUAUGUCCCUGUGUGGUGUUUCUUGUUACAUGUGUUGUGAGAUAAGCAGCUCUGUAUUCUUCCAAAUAAAUAGCCAGUUGUCCCUG
Leptonychotes weddellii (Weddell seal) is the source of this 5065-nucleotide messenger RNA. RefSeq names its product zinc finger protein 25 (gene ZNF25). The record is from RefSeq and is a predicted model, not a curated record. Gene Ontology annotation, biological process: regulation of transcription by RNA polymerase II. Gene Ontology annotation, molecular function: RNA polymerase II cis-regulatory region sequence-specific DNA binding; DNA-binding transcription factor activity, RNA polymerase II-specific. Lineage: Eukaryota; Metazoa; Chordata; Mammalia; Carnivora; Phocidae.